Messenger RNA from Mytilus californianus (California mussel), 4058 nucleotides. RefSeq lists its product as uncharacterized. Lineage: Eukaryota; Metazoa; Mollusca; Bivalvia; Mytilida; Mytilidae. The transcript is spliced from 7 exons. The coding region runs from base 69 to 3113 and encodes 1014 amino acids. The record is from RefSeq and is a predicted model, not a curated record.
CCAGACGAUGACGUCCAUUAACUAAAACGAAAGUGUGUAAACAUUUCAUUAUUAUAAUACAUGUUGACAUGGAUGAAAAUCAUCCACUGGGAAGCAAUGUUGAUCUUUAUCAGUCGCUACGUCAAUUACCAGAUGACCACAAUGGUGUAACGGACACUCAGAAUUCAGAUACACAUAGAGUUUCUUCAGAAUCGAAAAAAGUUUCAUUUAAAGAAGAGCAACAACCAAGACAGGUAAUAAAUGGUUACCAGAACCCUCAAAAUGCUUCAUCUCAGUCUCCACAUAGAACAAGUUCUUCCCUUAACAACAUACAGUCAUCUUCUCAUGGGACUCCAAAUAAAGACCAACAAAUUUUAAGUUCAAAUAUAGCAGCUCAUAAUAAUGUUAACACCAGAAUGCCCGAUGACCCUGUUAAUGUUAGUUCCAGUAGGAACAGAAGUCAUAGUCCUAAUGAUCACAAUUUGGACCAACACCUACGUACACAACCAGGAAGUACAGGUCAAUAUAAUUCACCAAACAAGAAGUCAAAUGAUACAGAAACUGACGCAAAACCCAUGACACCUUAUCCGACACAGUUGGAAUCUCCACAAUUUGGAGCAGAAGGUGGUACAUAUGAACCAUUCAAGAAAACAGAAGAAAUGCUAUGCUUUGAAAACAAUAUAUUGAGACCUAAAGAUCAUUACGACCAACCUUUAACUCCAAAACAUUUGAUGGAUAUGGUAAUUGUCUAUGCAAAGUCGGACUAUCAGAAAGCCAACAACUAUAUGAAAUAUCUUAAAACGAUGGCUGACAACAAUGGUAUGGAAGAUAUAAAAAUUGUGUUAUACACGAGCGAAGAUUUUCCAAAUAAUGAUGUAAAAGUUGUAGAAGAAGUAGUGAACAGAUCAAUGCGCGUUCUGAUGUUGUUGUCAGCAAACUUUGCCAACGAAGUUAAUUUAAAUUUUAUCAAAGAAGAAACCAUAGGAAUGACAAGACUUCAAGAACUUCCACCACAGGAGCAAAUAUCUCUGUUUGCAACAACAAUAAUGAACAGGAAAAAGAAUUGUAUUAGACCUGUUCACACUGUUCCUAGGAAAGAACGGUACUAUAGGACACCUGUAGGAUUAUCAGUUCUACGGGCAUUUGAAUUUUUUUCCGAUAACAGAAAUCAGUCGUAUGAAGAUGCUAUGGCUUUGGAAUUUUUGAAAAAGGCCAGAGAGGAUCGACUUUACCAUAUGAACGAACUAAAACGGCAUCAAGCACUAGAUAAUCCAUAUAUUUUACAAAUAUCAGAAAAAGAUAAGGCAGGUCAGUUUUUAAGAACUACCCAGGGAGAGUUGGACAUGUCUGAUAAAGCUAAUAAGGACGAAAGCUUAAGAAAUAAUACAUUCAGAUCCAUAGACCCGAAACAACACCAUUCUAUUAGAAAAGUUCCAGUGAUGACAUCUAAUGGGGGAGGGAAAUCAGCAAGACUAAUUCCUCUAGAAAAUUCUUCUGUUGUUUGUGCGUCGAAACAGAAAGUUGAACCAAUUAAUGGAAGUAAUACAAAACUAAUCGAUGAGCCAUCUUGUAUUACUUCAGGUUACGUGUCGAAUAUGUCUUGUGAAAACGUUGUAAUGGGUAAAGAGGACUCGCUUCCGACACAAAAUUCUCAAAACAAUGUGCCUUCAAGUAAAAUAGUCCCAGACAACAAUACGAUUAAACGUGAUCCUCCUAAACUUGCACUCCAUAUACCAAAUAAGUCGGAAAGUUUUGAUCCUGCUAAGAUAUCUUCAGUCGAGAAAGAUGGCAUGUCUUCUCUUGAACACGGAGAUGAGGAAGAAGAUAAAUCAGCAGAUUCGAUCCUUCCAAAAACAUCUGAUGGUGUAGAAAGUCCGCCGUCUUUGAUGGAUGAUAGUUUGGUAUCAGAUGAAAUUAAAGUAAAGCAGGAUAAGUUCCCACCUAAAUCACACCUUGAAUAUAAUCAACAAGAUGUAAUUCUUCAAGCAAAAAUGAAGCUCAUGGAUUUGGAAGGACCGGGAGAUGUUAUAGAAAGUAAAAUAUCAUAUAGUGGUCCUUCUGGACGAUCGGGAAUACGUACUGGGGCUAGUCCUGGGUAUGAGGAGUACUUAGUGGGAACUCCUAGCGGAAGAAGACCGGGGAGCAGUCAUUCCAUGGACAAUAGUGACAGACUCAGCACACGAAAUCAAACUACCAACAUAGCACCAAAUUUUACCGGUUAUCCUCCACCCCAGAGCAUCCACUACCAUUACCAUUAUCCUGAAGGGGUGGAUGUGGAAGCAGACCAGGGACCUGGUACUCUCCCUCACCAACCAGAAAGUCGAAGACGACCUUCAUCUGUUAGAAGAAGAUUAUCAUCACCUAAUAGGGUUAACUCUGGUCCAAUAUUCAACAUUCAAGGAUGUGCCACAGUGCAGAUUGGUGAUGCAAACAUAGUCACGGGUGACCAGAACGUAGAAGCAACAAACAACAAUCGGAUGAAUGAUAACAAUUCAAGAAAUGAUGGAAAUGAACAAAGAGGUGAUUGGUCGCCUGAAUCACCAGAUAGUCAAAGAGGUGAUGGAUCACCUGAACCUGCAAGCAUUAUUAGGGAAGAACCAAGGGUUUAUGGAGGUCAGCCAGAAGGUUCCCUUAAUAUGUUGAGUCCAAGCAAUGAUCAUGUGAAGAAAGUCGAUUAUGAAUCUUUGGAUAACAAUAGUGAUGAAGAUAACAGCAACAUUCAACCAGAAAGCAAAGGUUUAGAUUCAGCAGAAAUGUUUGGUAAUGGUGCAGAUUUAAUCCAAAAUUUGUCUUCCAGUUUUACAGAUCAAAAUAAGACAGAGAAGGCCAUUUUAAAGGAUGAAAUAUUUCAGAAAAAGCACACUUCAGAAAAAAUCUCAACAAAUGAAGAAGAAGCAUGGGCAUCAGAUAAGGACAUCAAUUCGAUGGAAAAUUCAACAUCUUGCUUAAACGUUACUUCACUCAAAAGCUCAAACCAAGACAGUUUGUCGUCAUUAGAACUAGAAUCACUUUCAAAUCAUCUGAGAAAAGGAGCUACGAAAAAAGAUUUUUUAGCUCUCAAAUUGCAUUUCAAUCAGAAUGUAAGAUGUGAAAAUACCUGUUCGGGUGCUUUACAUGAUGAUGAUGUAGACUGAUAUUGCCCUCUAUAUGGAAAAUAGAAUUAUCCGUAUCAAUUGGUAUAAUUCCAAUUUAAAAAAAUUGUGAUUAAGAUAGCACCUCUGUGAUUUGGAAAGGACAAGAUCAUAAUGUAAUGGUGUGUACAGAUCUUACUGUUUAUUCAAAUUGCUAUAAUGUCUUUCAGUGUAUUAAUUUUAUUACUAUUAAUGAUUUAGUGCUUAUUAAAAUGUUUCGAUGAAUACCAGAUUAUACAUAUAUAUAGAUACCAUGCAUUUUUUGUAUUAUGAAUUAUAUUUAGUGAAAGUUUAUUGAAAUCAUGAUAUCUAUUUAUCAUGUUGGUAAAAUACCCAGAAAAACUGAUUGAUUUCGAUGAAUCUUUAAGAGAUAGAAUAUGGGAUUAAGGAUUCAUUAUUGUUUGCUAUAAACAAGCUCAAAGUUUUGUCUUCUUUCUGUAAGUUUAUAGGCAUUAUAAGAGUAUUAGUCUUUAGUUUGAAUAGACUUACAUGUACUUUCUCUUUUGUUCUUUUGACUGAGAGUAGGUAUGCAUUUGUGAGAUCUAUUAAAUGUUUCUUUUUAAUUUUUGAUAAAAAUGAAUGUUAAGAGUACUUUUGUCUUCUUUAAGAAGAGAUACUUCAAUAAUUUUUGAUGAUUAGUCCUGCUUGUAAAAAGACACAUGAAUGGAUAUAUUAAAAUGUACAUAUAUAUACAAAAUUAUGUAAGGGAACUGUAAUAGUAUGUAUCUUCUAGUCUUCUAUUAUUAGUUGAGAACUCAUGACAUUCAUGACAUUGUUACAGGCUCACUAAAACAGUACAAGCAUUGUAGAUGUGCCAACUGUCUUGCAGGAAUAAUUUUAGAAAUACCUACAAGAAACAUUUCUAGAUUACACUAAUGUAAAGGAUACAAUGAAUUAUGUUGAAUUGAAUUGUAUUUUAUUUUUUGUUAUUAAAGAUAUGAAAUAUUA